AUGAGGACAGUGGUUACCGUAGAGGAUUUCUUUGAGGAAUCGGGCCGUGCAUUUCGGGCAGCAUCGACCAGUUCUGAAGCCGCACUGAAGGCACGAGUAGACAGCUCCUGGCAAAUUGCCCUCAACUUUGAAAGGCUGUCGGCAGAGCACCGUGGUGCUUUGCUCUUUAGAAGAGCGCCAGGGUAUUUCCUGUUGGGAUCAAAUGAAAACGACAACAAGGUCGAAAGGAUUGUAGACAAGAGGAAGAACAAGAAAGGAAAAUGGGAGUAUCUCAUCCGAUGGAAAGGCUACGGCAGCACGGAGGACACGUGGGAGCCAGAGCACCAUCUGUUGCACUGUGAGGAGUUUAUCGACGAAUUCAACGGGCUGCAUGUGUCCAAGGACAAAAGAAUCAAGUCAGGGAAGCAGGCCGGCACCUCCAAGCUCCUGCGUGACGGCCGGGGCCCAUCGGCCGAGAAACUCUCCCACAGACCUUCAGAAUCCGGGAAAAGCAAAGGGACGUCCCAUAAACGGAAGCGGAUCAACCCUUCCCUGUCCAAGCCGAAGAAAGGGUAUUCAGCCAAGCCCCCCGCGGGAGGUGACAGGGCCACCAAGACCGUGUCUUACAGGACUACCCCCAGCGGUUUGCAAAUAAUGCCGCUGAAAAAGGCUCAGAAUGGGAUGGAAAACGGAGACACGGGUUCCGAGAAGGACGAGAGGCACUUUGGAAACGGAUCCCAUCAGCCCGGCUUGGAUCUGAAUGACGUCGGAGGGCAAGACCUGGCGGAGUGUGGCGUGAACCACGCGGCACUGGCGGAGAACGGGCUCGGCUCUGCUCUGACCAAUGGGGGACUGAACCUGCACAGCCCCGUGAAGAGGAAGCUGGAAGCAGAGAAGGACUAUGUCUUUGACAAGAGGCUCAGGUACAGCGUCCGCCAGAAUGAGAGCAACUGUCGGUUUCGGGACAUCGUCGUGCGGAAGGAGGAGGGUUUCACACACAUCCUCCUGUCCAGCCAGACCUCGGACAACAACGCGCUGACCCCUGAGAUCAUGAAGGAGGUCCGGCGAGCGCUGGGCAACGCGGCCACGGACGACAGCAAACUGCUGCUUCUCAGCGCGGUGGGCAGCGUGUUCUGCAGUGGCCUGGAUUACUCCUACCUAAUUGGCCGGUUGUCCAGCGACCGGAGAAAGGAGAGUACCCGGAUUGCUGAAGCCAUCAGGGACUUUGUGAAGGCCUUCAUCCAGUUUAAGAAGCCUAUCGUGGUCGCGAUCAAUGGGCCUGCCCUGGGCCUCGGUGCCUCCAUCCUGCCCCUCUGCGACAUUGUGUGGGCCAGUGAGAAGGCCUGGUUUCAGACCCCGUAUGCCACCAUCCGCCUCACGCCUGCUGGCUGCUCCUCAUACACCUUCCCCCAGAUCCUGGGGGUCGCACUGGCCAAUGAGAUGCUCUUCUGUGGGCGGAAGCUCACUGCGCAGGAGGCGUGUAGCAGGGGCCUGGUGUCCCAGGUCUUCUGGCCGACCACGUUCAGCCAGGAAGUCAUGUUGCGGGUCAAGGAGAUGGCAUCCUGCAGCGCAGUGGUGUUGGAGGAGUCGAAAUGCCUCGUCCGGAGCUUCCUGAAAUCUGUGCUCGAGGACGUGAACGAGAAGGAAUGCCUCAUGCUCAAGCAGCUCUGGAGCUCCUCCAAGGGCCUGGAUUCCUUGUUCAGCUACCUGCAGGACAAAAUUUACGAAGUCUGAGGAGCCCCAGGCCACUUGCCCCCAUGUUCGAGGGCACCUGACUUCCAGCUUUGCGCUGUGCCUCAGAGAUCAGAGCGCAGCGUGUGCUGGCCAAGGAGUCCAUGAAGGUGUCUCUGUUGUGUCCAUUUCCUCGCGUCCUUUGGUGUUCCACAGUGGUUUGAUUUUGUAGAACAGAUGGGAAACUCAGCAUACUUGGCCUCUCCCAGCCCCCCCCCUCCCCCCGCAUCCACCCCUGCACUGGCUAGAGAGCUAUAGAGGGCUAUAUCUUCCCAGGCCUCUGCCAGUCCCCACUCACUGAAAUGUGCCACCCUGGUCCAGGAAGGGGAAACCAGGCUUCCCCUUCCUUCUGACUCGGGCUGUGUCCACACAGUGCCUCUGCUUCGGAGACUUGGCUGUAUGGCUCUCCGGUCAAGUGCAGAUCAGGUGACGGGGGACGGUCCAUAUUAGGGAAUUUCCAGGCCAAUGAGUGAAAGUGGUUGUGUGCAGAGCCAGCCUGUCUUCUCUCUGAUGCAAAUCUGUGUGACUUUUAGGGCUUGGUCUUAAAACCCAACUGUGCGAUUUGCAAACCCACAUAUUGUACGUUUAGGAAUGUUUUGUUAAAUAUAUAUUUUUAAAACAAUGUAAGUGGAAAUUCUGAUAAUUUAUGUGUAUUAUAUGUAAAGCUAGUUUUACAAACACAUGAACUACUAGGAAAAAAAUUUCUUUCCUUAAUCAACCUUAUUUAAUUUAUUUAUUUUUGUUUAUAUAUUAUGAUAUCUGUCAUUGACACAGAUAUUAUUUUCCUACUGCCCUGGACCAAAUCCCAUACAAGGUUCAUGCCAUUGGGUGUGUUCCAGCAAUGAACCACACAGAAAUAAAAUUCAGAGAGAUGUAAAUGGAAGGAUCCCCAUGGGUAAGAGGAAUAACUUUGCACCAGAUUCUCUUCAUGUAAAAUGGUUCUCAGCUGUAAUAAUUGCAUCCUUAUUGUUGGGAGAAAUUAUGGCAGAGUUUUUUCUUCACUUUGCUGCCUUGAAGGAAAUAAAGGGGCCUCCAGCCUGAAUGGUGCUGAGACAGACUUAGUCCCUAGUUUGUGACGUCAGGAAGAGCUAAUCGGCCCUGCCUAGGGAUUGCAUGUUGUCUAGAGUGAGCCUUUUUCCUUUGGGGCAAAUGACGGAGCUUAGAUUUCAGAGUCUCUUUCCUCCGUGUGGACAGCGGUGUCUGGUUUUGGCUGUCCAGGGAUGUGGGGAGCUGCUCCCGCUCCGUUGAGCUGUCGGGAGGUGUGAAUCAUCUACGUGCAUCAGGGAGAAAUAACCAGGGAUGAGGUCUCCUAUCCCAGGGUCCCUGAGCUGCAUGGGGACCCCGGUAUCCGCUGGCCCAAAGUCCAUGGAUCAGCUGCAGAGAAGUGGCAGGGUUGCUUUGGAUCUGGGUUGGUGAGGAGAAAGGGAAGACCUUGACUUUGGAGCAAUGAUAGGAGUGUGUUCUGCAUUAGACUUAAACCUGCCAUGGGUCAGUUAGAGUCUCAGAAUGGUGGGAUUUUUUCAUGUCCGUGACAACCCCAGGGUAUUCUCAGAGGCCCCCGCUGCUUGCCUCAUCUUCUCUUUCCCUCUGUCAUCACCAGCCUAUCUCUGCCCUUGUUGGACCCAGUGAGUGGAGCAGCAAGUGCCGGGCACAGCCGGGGGAGAGGAGACAGGCUGAGAACAGGGAGGGCCCUAGCUAUUCCUGUCUCUCCCUCUGACCCUUUCUCUUUUAAAGGUGAGCAGAUGCAAUGGGAGGGGACUCCCGACCCUGAGCUCUGUGUUUUAAGAACAGGUUGAGCAGCUACACUAUGGCUAGAGACAUGGUUUUGUAGACGGUGCAUAUGAAGUUCAUCUGGACACGAUCCUUACAAUUGCCGUGGUUCCCACUAUAGACAGCCUCUCUCAUUUUGAGUUGCUCGUGACCUCAGGAGGGUCAGGGAAGAGGAAACUUCUUGCCUUCCCCUCUCUUCUUCUGCGCCUGCUUGGCCCCCGUGGGAUCCUGCAGGAAUUGCAGGUCUAGGCUGCAGGGGAUUACUCUGAGGAAACACCCACUUUUGCCCAGACGCCUAUGGUCCUAUCUCCACUUGGGUGUUGUCUCUUCCUCUGAGAAAGCAGAUGUAUGCUCUCCCCAAGCCCCUGGACAGACAUCAUUCUUGUGUGUUGUGCGGAUAAUCUCUUCCCCACUGCUAAAUCCUCUGAAGAAAAAGCUCUGUGCUUUCUGUGUACUUUUGGGGGGAAUAGGGUUUCCUGUCUGGAGAAGCAGUGUCCGAAUUCUCAUUAGGAAUGGCAGAGGAUGUUUGGAAGUUCCUUUGGAUCAAUGUCUAUCUCUGUUCUCUGCAGAAAGAACCUGAAAUGCUGUUGCUUUGGCCAUAUUGCAGAUCCAAACUUCUGAAUGUUUGAAGGAUCUCUGACGAUAAGGUCAGACAGAAUGUGAAACCAUUAAUGAGGGUAGAGUUCCUGGCUGUCAAUUUGUAGGUUCUGGGUAAAGUAGGAGGUGUCUCAAAGGACAGUCUGUGUUUUGGUUAUUUCUAUACAGUGUAUUUGAGGGGAAUGCUCUACCAAUUGGGCAGAAGUAGGUGAAAUCUGUUUGCUAUGGGGUAGACUGCAUGGAUGAAUUCUCCACUUUGUGGAUAGUUGUUUUGAUACUGUGAAGAUGAAAUCGAGACUUUUAGCAAUUUGACCUGGGAUGGAAAAUGCCAGACCCGGGGAUGUGUCUGUGUUUAUCCUAACAGCGUUCUCGAAGCUGCGGGGCUCAGGCUUUCACUUCUUAUCUUCAGUCACAGAGCCCUCUCUCUACCCACAGUGUCCUUUCUCCCCUCUCUGCACCCUGCUUCGCCUCCACACCACCCUGUCUGUCCCUUCCCAGAGCCUGGGCAGGUCUCUGAGGAAUUGUGCCUGGUCUUGGCAGACCUAACCCAGAAUGACCUCUGGGGUUGGAAGGACAGCUACGGGCGGGAAGGUCGUUGAGGGUACUUCUUCAGUCAGGGAACCUUCUAGGCAACCCAGUCCUUCCAUCCUGUCAGCCAUGCAUUAGAACUCCCCUCCCCUCUCUGCUCCAACCCCUGGUGAUCAGCACCCAGCAUCUUGUAGUGGAGCCACUGGGCUUAGUGGUCUUGAUCCAAGAGGACUUUGUGUAGAACUUUGCCAAGGUGCUCAGAGCUCCCCACCAUUCGGAAACCCCACGCUAGUGCUGAUGUGCCCACAUACCCCUUCCUGCUUCCAACUACUGUCUGUGGCCAAAAACCAUCAAGAAUUACCCUCUAAGAAUGAAAUCGAGUAGCUUUGAGAAGAGAGUCCGUUUAAAAUGUUAUUCUUGUCCAGUAUAGUCUCGACUAGGAAAUGUUCUCUCUGAAGCAUGACAAUAGGUUUCCUUCCAUAUGAAGUUUGGUAUCAGGAUGGAAAAGUAGUAAUCAAAAUGGACUCUGAUCAAUGCAACCGUAGCUCCAAAUAUCCAUGUUUAAAAAUAGCCUUGACUGAAUGUUGAAUGGCACUUCCCAUUAAUUGUUGGUUUAGAAAAUUUUAUAAACUUUUUUUAAUUUGAAAUUGAGUCACAUUCAUGCAAUUUUCCAGUCUGAUUUCUGUGGGAAAAAAAUUUUUUUAAGAGAAACAAAGAGAAACGUCUUCAAAUCUUCCUACGUGAAUAUUUAAAAUGCAGAAUUGCUUCUCUUCUGUGUUUCUGUAUUCAGACACUUAGAUCUGUUGUACAUAUUAUUUAGACACUCUCACUAAUAUACACAGUAUUUAAGACUCUAAAUGAGAUUUCUUAAGUAUUUUAUUUUAUUCUCUGUAAAUGGUUUUGUAUAAUCUUUAAAAAUCUACACUUUGCCUUUGUAGAUAUUUAAGGGAAACCAUUUGGGGGUUGUCUUGCAUGUAUAUUUUUGUUGUAGAUAAGUGUUGCUCAGUUAUUUCUGCAGAUUUUGGUUGAAAUGCUUACAGACUUUAAUACAGUAUAUAUUUUCAGAAUAUAAACUUUUAUAUUUCUGUGGUAAGUUAGGAUAUGCGUUUUAGGCAAUCUUUUCCAUUAAUAUCACUUGUUCUUUCAGAAAAUAGCAUACUGGUUUGGUGCCAAUGGUUUUAUGUUAUUUUUUCAUUAGAAUCUACUGCUCUCGUAUUGUCAAGAGAGCAGCUUUAGUCUUCUUUUUCUCAAAGCAAUUGAGUUUGAAGUAUAAUUUGAAAAUGUAUUGAAUUUGUGGAUAAGCCUUACCAUUAGGAUCAGUAAAAUUUUCCAACCUUUGCAACUACAUAUGUAGUUUAGGACCUCCCCAUAAAGUCUCACUGUGUGGCAGUUGAUGGAGUCUGUGAACAGAGCCUUAAGCUUGUUGCAAAAAAAUAAAAAUAAAAAUAAGGGUAAUACGGGUUGUUUCUUCCAAGCAACGUAAGCCAUGCUGAUGGACUCAGUGCAGUCUGUACGUCAUGGCUAAUCUGGAGAGUUUGGUUGAGCUGACGGCAGCAGGGGCCAGUCAGGCACCUUGGUGAUUCUCUUUCACCAUACGAAUGGACCAAGGACUGGUUUCCUGGAGCCACCUUCGUACUAUUCACAUGGUUUAGACAUGGUCACAGGGAGGGCUUGCUGGUCUAUCAUUUGUUCUGAACAAAUGGCAUUUCCUGCUCUUGACCUUGGCAGUUGACCCCAGGGCCCUUGUGGUUGACCUGGAAUCAUCCAGCCAGUUGAGGUCAGCACUCCAUGAGAGGUGUUAACAAAGUUUACAUGUGAGUCUUACUGUGUAGACAAUCUGAAGUCAAUUUCAGUUACGUAAUCAGCAUUCCCAUGUGCCCCGAGUGUCUUAUCAAUGAACUGUGCAUGUUAAGCCAUACUAAACCUGAGGUUAGCAGGGCAGAGGCAAACUAGAUGAAGAGCAUUGCAUCAGCUGAGUCCGUUCGCCAGGGGCCGUUUUAAUGCAGUGUAAGUCAUGGAGCUCAUUGGUGGUGCAUCCAUUCUGUCUGAGGCCUAACAAAACUAUCUGGAAUUUGGACUUAAGUUUUUGCCAAAAAUUACGAUUCCUUUUGGUUGGCUACACUUCCGUAGCUACCAGCUGAUUCUCCUUACUGAGGCUUUACCGAUGACUUGAGACCAGGGCUGUCAUAUGGCUAAAGUCAAGUUAUUGAGUUCAGUACUAGUAAGCUCUCAGAAGGUCUACCAUCAGGAUGGAGAUUUGCUUCCAAUGUCCGUAAUGCGUGCGGCAGUCAGAAGCACCAACAUCUGAUCUUAAGCCUCAGCUCUGGUGUUUCUCUGGGUUAACCAUGCCUCAUUGGCCCAGCACCUGGCCUGACACUGGAGCUCGUUCCUGGGGCUCCCAGAAGUUUGGAGUGCGUAGAAUGUUCCAUCUGGUAUUAAAUUUGUCCCUGUGCCAUGACUCCCAGCUGGAAGUCAUUUGCUGAUGUCCACGUUGACAGGAUUGUGAAAAUAUUGCCUUUCAUAAAACCAAGGACCAAAGAAUUUCAUUAUUCCAACAAGACACGAGUUUCAUAGACUGAGGGCACAUCCAGACAGAGGUGGGCAUGCUUUCUGGCACAGAGAAGCUGCUCACUUCCACCAACCUGGCUGGCCAUGCAGAGGGAUUUAUCACCUUGAGAAGGCUCUGGAAGACGAGUUUCUCAGAUUGAAACUUGCAGUCUCAGGUGGGUGUUUCUGCUGUGCAGUCCCAGCCUUUAUCCAUGUCAUAGAAGGUGGAGGUCUGGCAUUCUUCCAGAUAACCUGACCAGUGUAGAUGAUUCCGUUGGAAUCACGAACUCCAGUGUGAGUUUUUAAAAAUGCAUCUACACUGUGCAGCAUCCCGCAGUUGCUAAAUCUCCACCUCUUUUUGUUCUUCAUUGACCCAUUCCAAUGUCCUAUUUGGCAUGAGAAGAAUUUCCCUCAAUUCUCACACCAAGGGAUGCCCCAUUUCUCAUUCAUGAUGAGAUCACCGAUCCAUUAAUUGGUUGAGAAAUGAUUGACGCUUAUGAAGUGGCAUUCUAGUGGUAAGGCUUAUUACCAAACUUCUGAUAAUGAAGCAGGCUACCAAAAACUUCUCCAGCCCACCCUAAGACUGUUUGGAUUUGAUCAUGGGUGUAGCACACACACCCAAAUCCAAGGAGACCUUUGCAAAUUAGGCUACUCGUUUUGUUUUGCCAGGUUAUCAUGGGUGAGUCUUUAACUAGUUCUGAAUAUUUGUAAGUAUGAGUACUUCAUAGAAUUACACAGCAGGUGCAGCUGACCCUUUCUCACUGCAUUGUAAAUAUUUCCCGAGACUGGGUGCAGUACUGAGGGAUAAUAAUCUUCUGACUUAUCAAAUGCUGACUGUCUAGAGCAAAUUGUCCACUCUCUUUGUGAAUGGUCCUGUAACGUGUAUGAACACAUUUCUGGGUGCCUUAGAAGUUGUAUUUUUCAUGUGUGCUAAUAUGCAGUAUUUAUACAUUGUGAGAAGCUGCUUUGAAUAAAAAGGUUGAAACUUCGUCGACA
Molecule: messenger RNA, 8148 nt
Organism: Suricata suricatta (meerkat)
Lineage: Eukaryota; Metazoa; Chordata; Mammalia; Carnivora; Herpestidae
Gene: CDYL2
Product: chromodomain Y like 2
Exons: 8
Coding region: 1-1713 (570 amino acids)
Cellular component (GO): nucleus
Molecular function (GO): transcription corepressor activity
Source: RefSeq, a predicted model, not a curated record